This is a messenger RNA of Menidia menidia (Atlantic silverside), 2618 nucleotides long. Lineage: Eukaryota; Metazoa; Chordata; Actinopteri; Atheriniformes; Atherinopsidae. The record is from the annotation of a GenBank genome assembly.
GUCGGCUCACACAAGCGGCUGCAGCUCGUCUAGAGAUCCCGUGGCUUAUAAUUCCUUUACUACUUUUAAAAAACGCUCCUUCGAUGUGCCCCGUUAUUAGCGUUUGUCUGAGGCAUUCAUUUCCGCACCUGCCGCGGUAGAGACCAGGCGAAGGCGAAGUAGAAGAGGAGACAAGGACAUUGUGAGAGCCGGGAGAGGCAGACGCCUGAGAUAGCAGCGGUGACUCGUUAGAGAUCUUUAAAAGGACACAAAAAGAAAAUGCUGCUUUGGACCAGAAUCGUUUUGCUCGGUCUCGUUUGCUUGUCCUUGGCGUCCUCUGGGAUGGGAUGCGGACCGGGCAGGGGCUACGGCAGGAGAAGACACCCGAAGAAGCUGACACCUCUUGCGUAUAAGCAGUUCAUCCCCAACGUGGCGGAGAAGACCCUCGGGGCAAGCGGCAGAUACGAAGGCAAGAUCACAAGAAACUCCGAGCGAUUUAAAGAACUGACUCCCAAUUAUAACACAGACAUCAUAUUCAAGGAUGAAGAGAACACCGGUGCCGACCGGCUAAUGACUCAGAGAUGCAAAGACAAGCUGAACUCGCUGGCCAUCUCGGUGAUGAACCAGUGGCCCGGGGUGAAGCUGCGCGUCACCGAGGGCUGGGACGAGGACGGCCACCACUAUGAGGAGUCCCUCCACUACGAGGGCCGGGCCGUGGACAUCACCACUUCAGACCGGGACAAGAGCAAAUACGGGACUCUGUCCAGGCUGGCGGUGGAAGCCGGCUUUGACUGGGUCUAUUACGAGUCCAAGGCGCACAUCCACUGCUCUGUGAAAGCAGAAAACUCGGUGGCCGCAAAGUCCGGCGGGUGCUUCCCGGGCUCCUCCACCGUCAGCCUCCAGGACGGAUCCACGAAGGCGAUCAGAGACCUCCGGACCGGCGACAGAGUCCUGGCCGCGGACACGCAGGGGAACCCGACCUACACCGACUUCAUCACCUUUUUGGACCGAGACACGACCACGAGGAGGGUGUUCUACGUGAUAGAGACCGAGCUGGGCCAGACGGUAACCCUCACCGCCGCGCACCUCAUAUUCGUCGACCGUGACAACUCCACAGAGCAGCGGAUGUCUGCGGUUUUCGCCAGCGACGUGAGGCCCGGACAGAAGGUUUUGGUGGUCGGAGCGGAGCGGAGGCUGCUGGAGCCCGUGACCGUGAAAAGGAUUUACAAGCAGAAGCACGAGGGCUCCUUUGCGCCGGUGACCGCGCAGGGGACCCUGGUGGUGGACCAGGUCCUCGCGUCCUGUUACGCAGUGAUAGAGGACCACGACCUGGCGCACUGGGCCCUGGCACCCGUCAGGCUCGCCCACUGGGUGUCCUCGUUCCUUUUCAGCUCUCAGCCCGAGGCCAGCGCACAGAACGACGGAGUGCACUGGUACUCCAAAGUCCUUUAUCAACUGGGGACAUGGCUCUUAGACAGCCACUCGAUCCAUCCACUCGGGAUGUCAGUAUACACGAGUUGAAACCUCCACAGGAGCAGAACGAGACUUAAAUGUAGGACACGUGAACUAUUCCGUAGGUUAAAAAAAAAAAAGUCAAGUAAUAAAAAUGAUAAUGAUUUCAAAAAAAAGAAAAGAAAGAAAGAAAACAAAAAUGAACAAACAAGACAACGGCCCCAGCGGAGUUGGGAUAUUUAUUUCAAUGACUUUUUCAUGAUGUGUCCCCUUUCAAAGAAUGAAUGGAGCCUUAAAAAGUUUUUCUUUGAAUAAUUUAUUCUCAUGUGAACUCUGCUGCUGUCACAUAAAUGGACUCUGAAACGGUGCGAGCAGCACAUUGUGCAUAAUCUAUUUUUGUAUAUCUCAGAGACAGAAAAAGAAUGAAAAAAAAUGAGAGAAAAAGAUAAAAAAGGAAAAAAAGAAACCGCAAAAAGAAGAUCAUGUAGACCGGAGCUAACUUUGACAGGCUGUAAUGUUCAUAUGUUCAUAUAUGUGCAACUGACUGUUAUAUUUUGGGGAGAACAUACUUCGCGGGGUACCAUAAAUUAUAUUUUUAUACACAGAAUUGUAAAUUAGAUUUUGACAGAUCGCUACCGAAUCACAUUUCGUUAUUUGAAAUAGUGUAAGAUAUGAGAAUAUAUUUUAAUUUAAAUACAGUAGCUGGGAAAGUAUUGGAAAAAAAUCUUGUACUGCUUGGUUUAUUAAGAAUGUUAUUAUUUUGUAAACUGUUGGUUUAAGUUGUCGGAGAGGGACAGAUAUUCUGCCUCAUGUCUGCAUUCUCUGCUUUGAUUUUUUUUCUGCGUGUGGAUGUGUGUAUUUGUAUUAUUUUCUGUUUUCUUCUGAGAAAAAAUAUCAAAAUGCAGAUUCUGACAAUUCAGUAACAGCUAAAGUAGUACUGAAACAGUUUCGUUAAAUAAAUGAAUAAGUAACUCCUGUAAAUGUACUAAAAUGUUAUUUUUCUUUUCAUAUUUUGUAAUAGGGAAAUAGUUUUCUAUAGAAAUGACCUGCGGCAGAUGCACAGUUUGGAUAGUCUAUAUAGCCAGACCAUACCAGUUAACUUUCAUAACAGGGCAAUGUGUCAAACAAAUGUCUAGAGUUUAUUAUUUAUAUGUUUAUUACAAAAAGAGAUAAAGAAAAUCUUCAAA